AUGGAACAGAUGACAGAUUUGAAAGCUGAGAACCUGAAAAAGGGUGCAGUGCAGGUGAACAGCGAUGACAUAGUGGACCUCAUACGACAGUCCAACAUACUCGGCAAGAUUGGUACAGGUUGUUGUCGCGGUGACCCUUUGACUAACAAGGGUAAGCGUAUCCAGCUGUUCAAGAUUCUCUGCCUCACCGUCAUCCCGAUCCUGGGGGUGUGGGGCUUCACCAUGCACUCGCUCACUGUCAGCGUGGAUACAAAGGGAGACAUAGAUACCGCAAAGACGUCUAUGGCAGUGGUGGUGAUGCUGGGCCAGCUGAUCCACCAUAUCCAGCGGGAGCGGGACAUGAGCGUCCUCUACCUGAGCGACCUGGGGCCGGGAACCAAGACGUUCCUCCUGGCAGAGUACAUGGCCACAGAUGACGCCCUGCAGAAACUCACCAUAUGGCCACGUGGACUACAGAGCAACCCGCGUGAGGAGUUCCGGUCCAAGGCGAACUUGAUGUCAUUCAUCACCCAGCAUCGGGCCUCGCUCAAUCCGAACAACGUGGACAUCUUUGAGGAGAUCAACUUCUACAGUUCCAUUACCAAGGAGUUCCUGGAAUGGUUGGUGGAGAACAUCAAGGGUUCCGGGUUCGGGUCUAUCUGGAAGACGCUGGUGGCGUACCAGAAGAUAACACGCUGUAAGGAGGACAUCGGCGUGGAGCGGGCAUACGGCGCCAUGUUCUACGCCACUGGGCACUUCGAGAAGUGGACCGACUAUGAGUUCUACAACGAGAAGAUCCACGACUUCAAGUACAACUAUAAAACAGCAGUCUUUUACUCGGACGCGGUUGUUCCACUGCAUAGGGAGGAGGUGGAAGAUAUUCAAAGCACGGGCCUCAAUAUCACAGAAAUCAUUUUCGAUUACCGCGAUGAGAUUCAAAACCACGUGCAGAAUGAGUCGUACAAGUCUAUCGAGAAGGCGAAGUGGUUUUUCGACAACAUAACCAUCUACUUGGACUCGCUGCUGCAGAUCCAGCUCAAGGUCGCCGCAAGGAUCUCGUCUGAGGUGGAGGUCGUCCUUUCAGAGGUCAUCAUCAAGACAGCGGUGUACGCGUUGAUGGUGGUGGUGGUGAUCGCGAUGUGCCCGGUGAUCAUGUUCGCAGCGAACGGACUAUCUACGGACAUCCAGCUGUACACGGUGACGCUGGUGGAGAAAACGAAGGAGCUCAAUGUCGAGAAAUACAAGACCGAGACGCUCCUCUACCAGAUGGUUCCCAAGUCCGUGGCCGAUAACCUUAAGAGCACCGGAUCGAUCGAGUCAGAAUUCUUUAAGUCGGUGACGAUAUUUUUCUCGGACAUCGCGGGCUUCCAUCGGAUUACUCUCACGGUGGCGCCCAUGGAGCUCGUGCGAAUCCUUAACAACCUGUACACCGCUAUGGAUAACGUCAUCGACAACUUUGACGUUUACAAGGUCGAGACCAUCAAUGACUCGUACAUGGUUGCGUCAGGUUUGCCUAACAAGAACGGGGACCGCCAUGCCCCGGAGAUCGCAAACCUGGCCAUGGACAUUCUGAAUAUGAUGAAGAACAAGACGUUUCCCUGCUCAAAACAGGUGAACGUCCGUCUCCGUAUUGGCAUCAACACGGGUUCGUGUAUGGCUGGGAUUGUGGGGAACAUCAUGCUACGGUACUGUUUGUUCGGUGACUCCAUCAACACCGCGUCCCGAAUGAAGACGCAUGGAUCACCAAACCGCAUCCAUAUAAGCGAGAGCACGCAACUCGUUUUAUCGAAGGUGGGCGGCUUUCGCAUGAAGUUCCGAGGCACGCUAAAUAUAAAGGGUAAAGGCUUGAUGAAGACAUACUGGAUCUACAACCGUUGGGAGGACGCUGAUGAAAUCAUCGAGGCGGAAAAGGAGGAGUUGAACAUCCCAGGGGAGUUGAUGAACUACUCGGACGUCCGCCUGUGCGGCGCCAACACCGCCACCUACAUAGACGCCGGCGACACGGGCGCAGUGUCUGAUCGACGACCUAUAUGGCGGGAAGAGGAUGUAUAUGUGGCUGGCUCCGGUGGGGACUACUAG
This is a messenger RNA of Mya arenaria, 2058 nucleotides long. RefSeq lists its product as uncharacterized. Gene Ontology annotation, molecular function: guanylate cyclase activity; peptide receptor activity. Lineage: Eukaryota; Metazoa; Mollusca; Bivalvia; Myida; Myidae. Bases 1 to 2058 code for a protein of 685 amino acids. The transcript is spliced from 12 exons. The record is from RefSeq and is a predicted model, not a curated record. Gene Ontology annotation, biological process: intracellular signal transduction; cGMP biosynthetic process; receptor guanylyl cyclase signaling pathway.